Messenger RNA from Rubroshorea leprosula, 954 nucleotides. NCBI's taxonomy places the organism in Eukaryota, Viridiplantae, Streptophyta, Magnoliopsida, Malvales, Dipterocarpaceae. The record is from the annotation of a GenBank genome assembly.
CACCUCCAUUUCACACCUUCUUUCCCUCUCAUUUCCUUCCUCUCCUCCGUUCAUUUCUCUUUUGGGUCUCGCCAAAAACUUUACUUUCCCUCUUAUCUCAUGAAAGUAUGCAACCCUCUUAACCCUCUUCCUCCAUCUCCCGUGACUCCACCUCUCCCCUCAUCCUCCCUUCUCCUACCUCUGCAACUAUACCCAUUUCUCUCAUGACUUUCUCUCUUUCCCUUUACCCAUCAAUUCAGACCCCUACAUAAUGCGCUCUCCACACCCUCUCCGCAACGGCGAAACUCCUUCCCCCCACCACCGCAUCCCUGACCCUCACGCUCACUUCCACUCCACUGUAGCACUGCGGAAGAUAAGGCGAUUCAAUUUGCUGAUUCUCGUACUCCGACUCGCCACGUUCUGCUUCUCCCUCGCCUCCUUUGUUUUCAUGCUCACCAACUCCAGCGGCUCCGGUUCCCCUCACUGGUACGAUUUUGAUGCGUUCAGAUUCUCUCUCGCUGCUAACGCAAUAGUAGCUCUGUACUCCCUUUUCGAAAUGGGUGCCUCCGUCUGGGAGAUCUCCAUGGGAGUUACUCUCUUCCCCGAAAUCGUCCAAGUCUGGUUCGACUUUGGCCACGACCAGGUGUUCGCUUACCUUUUGCUGUCGACGGGCUCAGCCGGAACGGAGCUGGCCAGGACACUGAACGGGACGGUUACGUGUACGGCGACGAACGCAUUCUGCGUGCAGUCUGCUAUUGCGAUUGCGUUGGGUUUCGCCGGAUUCCUUUUUCUCGGGUUAUCGUCACUACUAUCGGGUUUUCGGGUUGUCUGUUUCAUAAUCAACGGCUCUCGUUUGCAUCUUUAGAUUUUGAUGCCUACUGUAUACCGUUUAUUUUGUUGACCGAUUUUGAUUGUAGAAUUUGUAUUCGUGCACUUGCUAUGUACAUGAAAAAUGAGAGUUAUGUUGAAUUCUUU